Molecule: messenger RNA, 1178 nt
Organism: Bradysia coprophila
Lineage: Eukaryota; Metazoa; Arthropoda; Insecta; Diptera; Sciaridae
Source: RefSeq, a predicted model, not a curated record
UUAGUCAUUUGAGCGACAACUUGUUGGUCAACUUUAUUUUUCAACCCAUCCGACCAUUAAAUUAAGCAGUCUGCAGGUAGCGGACGAUCAUUAACAACGUUGUUAAAAGUAUUCUCUUCUUUUGGUUUUGCUUGCCUCGACCUUCAACUUCAACCAAUAACGAUUAAAUUGCGAAAUUCCGACAAAAUGGAAAUCUAUAUGAGUAACCUCGGUUUACGUCUCAUCAUCGUUUGUUCGCUUAUCACAGUAGGAUGGUGUUACAGAAGCUCGGGACAUCACUAUGACCAACAUGUGCCCUUUGGAUCCAUGCAAUAUGGAAAUCAAAAUAAUGCAAAUUGUCCAAUGCUUCAACCAUUUCCUCCGAAUGCUGCUAAAGUCACCGACAACUUACCCUAUGAAUGUCUUCCCUCGUACUUGAGAAAUCGAAACGCGGUCUUAGACGACGACGAUGGAACAACGGAAUGGGCAGCAGGCAGUAAACCUGAUUAUAGUUCCGUUGAUGCGCUGUUUGUCACUGAACGCACAAUAAUUCAUCCGGAAGGUUCAAUGGAAGACCGAAUUUCAAACUUAAUAAAAAACUGGGACAAAGAAUUACGCCACAAACGAAAUUCAAAACAGUGGGUGACGGUAGUACCGGACAAUUACUUCAUGGUUAAUAACGGUGAACGACUAUCGUUGGCGGAAAUUUUCCAGAUUGGGUCUUACAAUAUGUUUCUCGGUCGAUCGGAAUUUUACUCAAGAGACUACAUCAACAGUUCAACUGCCGAUAACACCUUUCAAACUGCAUUGGGCAGCGGAUUUGCCAUAGAAGUGCUGGAGGUGUUUUCACCACCUCCCAGAGUUUCAUUCAAAUUCAGACACUGGGGUCACAUGACCGGAGCGCUACGAUGUCCAAUGAGAAAUGGCACUUGGUUAAAUGUACCGCCACAUGGACGCAAAGUGGAAUUCUUCGGUAACAGCGUGCUUCAUGUGAAUGAAAAAUAUCAGAUUAUGAGUGUCGAGAAUAGCUUCAGGGGCGAUGCACUGAUGGAACAAAUGGUUCUUGGAACUGGAGUUGGAACUCGAACUGGAACGUUGAAUGGAAAUGGAGGUGUUGAACCAAAUCGAGGAAGUGGUGCUUGGUUUUGGUAAUCGAUUUAUAAUAAUUUACACCAAUAAAGGUCAGAAUAAUCCGAAAA